AUGGGUGGAACGCAAGAACCAGGAUGCUCCUUCUGGCCAACCUCCGCCGACCGACGAGACACACUCGUGGGGUCGUCCCCCGUCAGACUCUCGGCCUCAGGUGAUGAUCCGAUUCCGCACUUGACAGAUGCAGUUAUUCUAUUUCUUGAAACGAAUAACCAGAAAAACGCCCGAGACCCUCAUUUCGUCAGUCUGCGCAAUCAAGCCCUCGAGGAGGGUAAGCUGAUGGAGCAAAAAUUCAAAGAGGCCCGUCUUGCCUCUCAACACGGGCAAGCCAAAUCACUCAGAGAACAAGCGAAUCGACAUAAGCAGCAGCAAGAGAAAUUAAACAAACAGGCAGCUGACUGGCUCUUUAAAGAGAAUAACCACAACUUGCCUGCGGACACGAUCGACUUGCACGGUCUUUAUGUCAAGGAAUCCUUAACUUAUGCCGAGAAGUUCAUACAACGAGCAGAGAAGAACGGCCGGCCGGAUCGGCUACAAUUCAUCGUCGGGAAGGGUCUUCAUUCUGUAAACUCGAAGCCCCUGUUGAAGCCAGCGAUCGAGGGGCUGAUCAGGAAACACAAACUAGCUUUUGAAGAACACCCACGCAACCCCGGCAUCCUUGUAGUCCAACUUAACGUCCCUGGAGAUCAUGUCGGCCGGGGCAUCAACAUCCUCGACCGUAUUUCUUGCAACCCUGAUUCUAAAGAGGGAUGCCUUAUCGUCUGA
Puccinia triticina is the source of this 711-nucleotide messenger RNA. RefSeq lists its product as uncharacterized. Lineage: Eukaryota; Fungi; Basidiomycota; Pucciniomycetes; Pucciniales; Pucciniaceae. The transcript is spliced from 3 exons. Bases 1 to 711 code for a protein of 236 amino acids. The record is from RefSeq and is a predicted model, not a curated record.